This is a messenger RNA of Naegleria lovaniensis, 675 nucleotides long. RefSeq lists its product as uncharacterized. Gene Ontology annotation, cellular component: plasma membrane. The record is from RefSeq and is a predicted model, not a curated record. The transcript has a single exon. Gene Ontology annotation, molecular function: GDP binding; GTPase activity; GTP binding. Bases 1 to 675 code for a protein of 224 amino acids. Gene Ontology annotation, biological process: Ras protein signal transduction. Lineage: Eukaryota; Heterolobosea; Eutetramitea; Acrasida; Naegleriidae.
AUGACUGCACAUUCAAAUUCAGCAUCCUCCUUUUCAACCACCACCAGUAUGACAUCAUCGUUGGCCUCACUCACUGAAUAUCACAUUGCAGUUGUGGGAAGAGAAAAUGUUGGUAAAUCAGCACUCACCAUUCAAUACAUUCAACACAUCUUCACAGAAGAGUAUGAUCCAACCAUUGAAGACUCUUACACGAAACGAACUCGAAUCGACAACAAGGCCUGUUUAUUAGAGAUUGUAGAUACCUCAGGCCAAGACGAAUACAAGAUUUUGCGAGACUCGUACAUGAGAAGUGCCUCUGCUUUUCUCUUAGUUUUGAGCGUGACAGAUCGAAAGAGUAUGGAUGCCAUUCGAGAAUUUCAUGAACAUAUUUUGCGAGUGAAUGAGUCCAAAGUUGAGGAGAAACCAAUGGUUCUUGUUUGUAACAAGUGUGAUUUGGACCACUUACAACGAGAGGUUUCUAUUCAAGAAGCACGAGUAUUGGCAAAGGAAUUGGGAAUUCCACACGUCAUUGAAACCUCUGCUAAAACGAGAUGGAAUGUUGAAGAAGCGUUUGAACUCUUGAUUAGAGAGGCUAGAAAAAAUUCUGACGAUGGAACUUGCUUUCCAAUGAAUGAUGGAGUUAACAACAAGAUGACGAGACGAAAGCACAAGUUACGACCAUGUGUGGUCAUGUAA